AUGUCAUUAGGGUCAAUUCCAUUCGUAUAUCAAUUGAUUUUUAGUGCUAAUUGGAAUGUCAACGAUCUUCCCAAAGAAUCAAAUUUGUCUAUAGUCUUGGUUGGAUUCUUUAUGACCUAUUGUAUAUUAGAUUUAUUGAUUGGCAGAUUCUUUUAUAAACAUGAAAUUAGUAAUGUUACGAGUAUGAAAGGUUAUUUACAUCAUUUGAUUCAUCUUGCAAUAUCAGGAUUUGUCAUUUAUAAACAUCAAACUGAAAUUUUUUGUUUAAUGUCAAUUUUUGAGGUUUCAACUCUUGUCCUGGCGACAGAGAAAUUCAACAACAAAUCAUUAAAACAAGAAAUUUUAUAUGUGACAACCUUCAUUUCAACGAGAUUAUUAUUUCACGCAAUGAUGAUUCACCUUUAUUAUAACUACCAUCCAUCAAAAUCGACUUGGUUAAUAUUAGCUUUACUUUAUCCUCUUCAAUGUUAUUGGCUUUAUGGUUAUAUUAAACAACAGCUUAAUAUGAGGAAUCAACGCAAGAAACGUUCUCAACUUAACAAGAUUCUUUAUAACAAUCAAGAAUUAGAAAUGGUUUUAAACUCUCUUAUGAUGAAUAUCUUGUGA
Messenger RNA from Funneliformis mosseae, 606 nucleotides. The record is from the annotation of a GenBank genome assembly. NCBI's taxonomy places the organism in Eukaryota, Fungi, Glomeromycota, Glomeromycetes, Glomerales, Glomeraceae.